Messenger RNA from Vigna angularis (adzuki bean), 1888 nucleotides. RefSeq lists its product as uncharacterized. The record is from RefSeq and is a predicted model, not a curated record. Gene Ontology annotation, molecular function: magnesium ion binding; holo-[acyl-carrier-protein] synthase activity. Gene Ontology annotation, cellular component: cytosol. Bases 551 to 1660 code for a protein of 369 amino acids. NCBI's taxonomy places the organism in Eukaryota, Viridiplantae, Streptophyta, Magnoliopsida, Fabales, Fabaceae. The transcript has 11 exons.
GAAUUGCUCUCAGAAUUGGAUCCUUUAAUUGUUCCCUAAUUUUAAUUUUCAAUUACAAAAUUUAAAAAGAGCAAUUAAAGUUAACGAAAAUUUGUUUCAUAUAGCUUAAGAACCGCGUGCAGCGUAGAGCAGAACACCAUCGAGCAUAUCACAACCACGAGCCGAGAGAACCGCAACAAGAACCGCGAGCGGAGAGAGCUACGAGCAGAGAGAACCGCGACCAGAAAGCACGACGACAGAGAAGAGCACGAGGCAUCACCACAUAGCGAAACUAUGGUGGGUUUGGCGUGGCCGGAGAAGAGAAUGACACAGCACAGAAGAUAAUGACACAGCGCAGCCAACGGAGACCAGAACAGCGAACCCUAAUCCACGAGGUGGAGGAGAAUAGCGAGCCUAAUCACGAAAACCCCUCUGGACUCGCCAACUCGAUUGCAAGCUCUCGAGUGUGGCCGAGCUCACGGAGUUCACAACGAGCCUACCAAUCCUGCAUAAGAAACGAAUUUUCUUCCGAGUCAACUCGGGCAAUCGGUACUCUUGGUCCUCUGUGUGCAUGACUUCAUUGCGAGACAAAGCACUGCUGAUGAUGAAUAUACAUUGCUUGGGAAGGAGUCUCGCCACUGCUUCAUCAUCUUUGCUCCCUGUGCAACUCCCUGCACAAAGGGAAGUUCAUUUUUGGUAUGUUUUACCUGAUGAGGUCAAGAGCACAAACCUAUUGAACCAAUAUUUAGAAAUUCUAUCGCCUUGUGAGAAAGAAAAUAUAAUUACCAUGCGCGGGGAACAGAUAAGGAAAAGAGCUCUGCUGGCCCGUGCAUUAGUUCGCACCACAUUAGCAAGAUAUCAGACGAAUUGUCAAAUUGAUCCAAAAUCUUUAAUGUUUAGGAAGAACAAUUAUGGCAAGCCUGAGCUGGACUGGCCACAUGCUGAUGAUUGGAGCCGCCCACCACUGCAUUUUAAUAUCUCACACACUUCGUCUUUGAUAGCUUGCGGAGUAACUGUGGGUUCAGCUAACCAUUGUCUCCUCCUUACUGCCUACUUUAUCCCUAUCUUUUUUUCUCUUCCAAUAAUGCUGUAUCAAGGAAGGCCCAUUAUGUUGAGGCCCAUCAUAGGCAUUGUGUUCUCUUCUAGUAUUGGUAUUGAUGUGGAAGUGAAGCAAAGGAGGUUAAAGAAUGAUACAUUAGCCUUUGCACAACGCUUCUUUUCUCCUUUGGAAAUAGAAAUGUUGACUCACAUUGUGGACCCUGAACUCCGUCUUCAAGAGCUCAUUAAAUUAUGGACUCUAAAGGAGGCAUAUGUAAAAGCACUAGGGAAGGGCUUCUCAGCCUCACCUUUUAAGAGUUUCACCGUGCGAUUAGGAGACCAUGUGAAAGGAAACUUCCAUACUCCACCUCAUAUGAUUUCUAAGGCACAUGAUAUUACUGUUGAGACUUCUGAUGAGCUGAAGAAUCCGUCUAGCAAUUGGCAGUUUGGACUUCUGGAGUUAGCUGGUUCUCAUUAUGCUGCCGUUUGUAUUGAACAGGACAGCAUCGAUGCAGGCAAUGAGAGUAUUCCAAUAGAUCUGACCCUGAGGAAAACAAUCCCAUAUGUUGAGGAUGAAUGUGUUUCUGCAAGUGAUAGUGCUGUAGUGAUUGGUGGCUUGACUAGAUUGUCAACUUCUGAUUAGUGAUUUUGUAAUGAAAUGGAAAUUUAGGUAGUAGCUUUACAUUCUGCCUUCCUUCAGCAUUUUGGAAUAAGUUCUUACAAGUUUUCAGUGUUCCCAUUGUUGUUGCCUAGGAUACGAUCUGCCAAUUGCACUGUAACGUGGAACAUAUUGCGGUCAUUUCUUGGUCUCCUUAGGUAUGAUCUAAUCAACAACGUUGCAAUCCGUGUAAAAUUUAUAAUUAUAUGAAAA